GAAGCGCGUUUUUUGAAAUCGUCCAAACAACUCAAUUUUUCUUCAUUUGAUUGAUAGUUUAUAAAACCGCUGAUAGAAAUAGAGGAACUGUCAAUAUCAUGAGAUUCAGAGGCAAAAACCUGUGGUGAUUUUAUUGUCUGGUGUGGCAGGUGCAGUAAGAGGAGAGGUACUGACCAUGCUGGGAGAAGAUGAAUCUGCUAGGGACGGAUCGCAAGAUCAGGAGGAAGGAGUGCAGGGCACCAUUCUUGAUGAUAUAAAACAACGACAGAAAACAAUUCCUGACGACCAUGUCCAAAAAUUUCCAGAGUCCCGGAAAGUCAGCCUUGGCACACGUGGCCGGAGAGUCAGUCAAGGGUACCAAGAAAUUGGUCAACAAAUUCAGAUGCAAAUGGCACUCAAAGAGUUGUCAAAAAGACAUGAAAUCCAUGAGGAAAAAGAGAUUGAAGAAGAUGAACAUUCUGUGCAUCAUCAUGCCUCAACGGUAAAAAGUGAAGAAUUAGACAUCAAACCCAAACGCAAAACAACUCGAAAAGGUGCAGCUGAAGCAGUCUGUGCUUCACGGACGAACAUCACAACUGAACAGUAUCAUGUAUGACUUUGUGGAAAGCAAGACAUUCACAGGUUUCAUCUUGUUGAUCAUAUUGAUGAAUACUGGUAUUCUCAUGGCUCAGACUUAUGCAGUUGUGACUGUCAGGGUCGCUUGGUACUUCAGUUUCAUUGACAGUAUGUUCCUGAGUGUUUAUUUAAUAGAGUGUGCCCUGAAAGUGUACGUCUAUCGCCGACUAUACUUCAAAGAAGGCUGGAACUUACUUGAUUUCACAAUUGUGGUCUUCAAUAUCAUUGACUUUCUCGUUCCCAUGGUUGUCCAAAACAUCGAGGGCUUCAAUAUAAUGACGGUUUUUCGUAUUCUGAGGAUGUUUCGAGCUUUCCGUGCCAUCAGAGCUCUGAGAGUGCUGAGAACAAUCAGAUUCAUGAGUAACCUCCAGGUGAUCAUGACGACGUGUCUUCAGUCAAUCCAGUCCAUGGGUGCUAUCGUCAUGCUCAUACUGUUGGUGUUAUACAUGUUUGCUGUGAUAGGAAGAGGGCUGUAUUUCAAGCAAGAUCCCGUCCGAUUCGGUAUGCUGCCUUCAGCUGCGUUUACGCUCUUCCAGCUCCUGACUCUUGAUGACUGGUUUGAGAUAUACACAGACAUAACAAACAAUGAUCCCAAUUCCUGGCACAUCUUCAUUUUCCUGUUUAUCUACAUUGUAAUGGAAUACUUUGUUUUUCUCAACUUGUUUGUGGCUGUGCUGGUAGACAACUUCCAGCUCACCCUGGAAGCUUCCAAUGAAGAGAAGAGAAGGUUUCUGAAAGCCCAGGAUCAGGAGGAGGACGAAGAUGAUGAAGAGGAUCUCUACCACAUGAAUAAUAACGAUGAUGCUGCCAGUGACAUUACAAGGAGCAGUGAACAAUCGGCCAGACUCGCAAGAAAAUCAGUGUCCGAAUUAUAUAUUAGUCAGGAUUCCAGUGAGAAGGAUCAUCUGCGGCAUUACUUCCAAUGUUUAGCAGCGCUGGAGUAUGUCUCACAACAACUAGACAGUCAGAAGAAGACCAUUGAUAAUAUUGUGGAUCUUUGCAUUGAGACUAGUGAUGAUGUUGUGACAUAGCCUAAGGACGGGUUCCAGACGUCAUCAAGAAGAGCCCAGCCUUCCAGGAUCCUCUGUUGGGUCCGUGACAUGGCCUAUGACACUGUUCAAGGUGCCACAUAUAAGAGAGGACAAUCAGUGGUUGUAUAACAGAAUACUGUAUUCAUGCAGAGUGUACAUUCGUCUCAGAGUGGGAGUGGUUCAGUAAAGUCUGAAGUCAACAGCACUAUUUUGCUGGGUAUUGCAUUACAUACGCAGGUGUACACAAAUUAUGGUAGAAUCUUUGUGUACAUUUCCUGAUACGUUCAAGGACUAUCUCCGGAACCAUAUUUCGGAUUCAUUGAUGGCUGUCAUGAAUUUACAAUGCUUCCCUUUGUUUUUGUUAUGGACACUAUUCGUUUAUGUAUGCUAGUCAUCUGACGUUCUGAAGUUAAGCCAUCCUUUGGUAGUGAUUCUAGUAAUCCUCAGAGAAAAUUCUUAUUUUCUGAUGGCUGUCGGAAAUUCUUUGUUGAAGAAUGAUAAACAACAUAACAAGUUGUUACUGCAUGUUGAGAUGUAUAUAAGUUUUACAUAUGUACAGAAAUAAUAA
Messenger RNA from Lineus longissimus, 2214 nucleotides. Its product is annotated as cation channel sperm-associated protein 1-like. Gene Ontology annotation, molecular function: calcium-activated cation channel activity; calcium ion binding; voltage-gated calcium channel activity. Gene Ontology annotation, biological process: spermatogenesis; transmembrane transport; flagellated sperm motility. Gene Ontology annotation, cellular component: membrane; CatSper complex. The transcript is spliced from 12 exons. The coding region runs from base 588 to 1646 and encodes 352 amino acids. The record is from RefSeq and is a predicted model, not a curated record. Lineage: Eukaryota; Metazoa; Nemertea; Pilidiophora; Heteronemertea; Lineidae.